This is a messenger RNA of Phyllotreta striolata, 812 nucleotides long. NCBI's taxonomy places the organism in Eukaryota, Metazoa, Arthropoda, Insecta, Coleoptera, Chrysomelidae. The record is from the annotation of a GenBank genome assembly.
UAGCAAUGGACUGAAUUGUCACAUUUAUAAAUUAGGCUAAAAUGAACUUAUCAAGUUUUAAUAGACUUCCAAAUUUUAAGAGAAAAAUCGGUUCAAAAUCAUGUCCCCGAGACAAAACUAAACGACUCGGAAGAGUAGUCAGGCUGAUUUACCUAAACGGUAGAAUAUCGAAAUGCGACGAUAGCGUUCUAAGCGACAAACUAACGCAAACAGUCACCAACAGUCACCUAUACGUACAAAAACCAUCCAACGCAAAUCAAGAAACCACCAACAAGAGAGACCUAAAAUGCCCAAAGGACCCAGGACUUCAACAAGGCUUCUCCAUAUCCAUGAUAUCCAACGACUACGAGGCCGUCACAUCUAAUUUCACCACGAUAACGGACGCGUACUGCCAGAACGCGUGCGAGAUCGUCGACAAUCAGGAAGAGCUCCCCAUUUCCAAGUACAUUUGCAUACCGGCGUCGAGCAUCGGCCACUUCUCCGCGAAUAUGCUGCCCCUGAAGCUGGACGUCGCCAGCCAGUACGACACCGAGUCGGUCGAAGAAAGCAAGGAGACCAAAACGCGAUUGUUGAACGAGGAGUAUAACAAGCGGAUCGGAGAACUCAACGCGUUGCCGUUCAAAUGCGAUUCGCUCAAAUUCCAGAGAAGGAAAUCCAUCAUCGAGGACGAUUUGAGGAAGAUCGAUGUGCAAUUGAAGAUGCUGUAACGUACUCACUUCAUGCUUUUUUCGUGUUUAGAUUGUCCGUGUUUUAGAAGUGUCGGGUCACAUUAUCAAAGGGUAAUUUUAAUGAAAUGGAUGUGUUCGAUUGUG